Molecule: messenger RNA, 1814 nt
Organism: Rubroshorea leprosula
Lineage: Eukaryota; Viridiplantae; Streptophyta; Magnoliopsida; Malvales; Dipterocarpaceae
Source: the annotation of a GenBank genome assembly
GCUCUGGAAGAUAAUGAAUUUUGGAUUAGGCACUUGCUUGGGCUUGGAUUUCAAGUUGGCUCUACUGCCUAUGUCUUUGUUAAGUCCCUCCCGAGGAACAAGCUUUGGCUCCCAACCAUACUAGUGUUAAUGGCAGGAAUAAUCAAAUAUGCAGAAAGGAACCGUGCCUUCUAUCUUGCAAGCCUUGACCAUCUUGGCGAUGAUUGGUUACCAAGUGAAUGGGGAGAUGAAAUUCCGGUUCCAGCAGAAUUCCAGAAGAUGGACAGCCCGGAAAAAUUUGAGCAAAGUCAGGAGCAAAUGCUAUUAUGGACUGCAGUUCACCACUUUGGAACAAUCAAGAUGAUGCUUGUAGGCCCUCUUUUAUCUCCAGAUCAAUGCUCUGAGAUCAGAGAAACCUUUCUCCAAGUGGGAGAUUCAUCUCAAGUGUUGCAAAUAAUGGAAAUUGAGCUAAGCCUCUUGUAUGAGGUUCUUCACACCAAGUUGCCUGUGGUUGGUUGCAUGAUGGGAUACAUUUUCAGGUUCAUUAAUAUGUGUUGCAUUUUGGUAGCGUUUUUGUCUUUCUCAUUAUUUAAGAAGUAUUAUCUACUGAAGCAGUUAGACAUGUGGCUAACCUAUGGUUUGCUAAUCUGGGCCUUUGUGUUGGAUAUCAUAUCUAUUGUAUUGCUCAUCUCCUCCGACUGGAUUUUGGCUGCUCACAUCCAGAAUACGAAGUCGAGAUUCUUCAAGAAGCGCAGGUGGUCUAGAGCAGUUUCCCAGUUGAAUUUUAUUACUUAUUAUGUUAAUGAUUAUCCAAGUCUAUUGAAGGAAGUUGCUGAUUUUCUUCGCAUAAGGGGUUUGUUGGAAGAUAUAAAAGGAAUCCGAUGUCUGUCUUCCAAAGAUUUCAAAGAAGAUCCAGAAUGGCGCUUCAUUUUUGAGGAAGUGAAAGAAUUGAAUGAGUUUUUGAAUGGUAAAAUGGCAGGCCCGUCUCAGACUGUGCUAGACACCAAGCAAGUUUGGUUAUAUAGUCGUGAACGAGUUCUUCAAGGUUUUUCCAAUUCUAAUGAGCUCAUGAAGAUUGUGGGGGAGUUAGAUUACACAAAAAGUGUGCUAACAUGGCAUAUAGCCACUGAAUUAUGCUUCCAAGGAGUAGACCAAACGUCUACAUCAGGGAAUGUGAGUAUAAGUCACAGAGAAUUUUGCAAGCUGCUCUCAGAUUAUAUGUUUUACCUACUAAUAAUGCAGCCAGCCAUUAUGGCAGCUGUUUCAGUGAGUUGGAAAAAGGUGUUCGAAGAAACUUUGGCAGAGACCGCGUUAUAUGUAAGAAGGAGCUCAAUCUCAAACGAUGAGGAUGCUCGAAAAAAAAUCCUUCAACUGAUCCCAAAUUUCAGGAAUCCAGAAAGGGAUAUAAGUAGAUCGGUGUUAUUUGCUGCAUCUGAGCUUGCCAAACAACUGAAGAAGUCUAACAGUACUCCUUGGGAGCAAAUGAGCAAAGUUUGGGUACAUUUAAUGUGUUUUGCUGCUAUGAACUGCAGGCCACACGUCCAUGCACAGCAACCUAGUAAGGGCGGUGAACUUCUCACAUUCGUUUGGUUGCUCAUGAAUCAUUUGGGACUUGGGACUCACUUUUCAAGCCAUUACUGAUGCUACAUAGUGAAUUUGAUGAAAACUGCUUUCAGCGUAGUUUUAUCUUUCUUUGUAUAACUAGCUACUUGUUGCUGAUGAUGGACUUAUGUAAUCAGUUGUUUUAGUUUCUACGAAUGAUAUCACAUCUUUGCCCCCAUGAGUAUAGCUUCGAGCUACUAAUUUUCACUUGUAAUUAAAAUUUCAGUACUGGA